Messenger RNA from Xenopus tropicalis (tropical clawed frog), 2896 nucleotides. RefSeq names its product BCLAF1 and THRAP3 family member 3 (gene bclaf3). Bases 486 to 2549 code for a protein of 687 amino acids. Lineage: Eukaryota; Metazoa; Chordata; Amphibia; Anura; Pipidae. Gene Ontology annotation, cellular component: nucleus. The transcript is spliced from 12 exons. The record is from RefSeq and is a predicted model, not a curated record.
GUAUCAUGUGGUGUGGGAGGUGCAUUCCCCCGGCUGAGGGAGCUCUGAGAAGGGGGACCCAGGUCCCAGCAGCAGGGAGUGGAUGCGCAUUGGCUGAGUGAUUCCUGUGCCUCAGGCCGCCCUAUGUCCCCAGCCAGAGUGCGGGGCAGAGCUCAGCCUUCACUUCCGGGGGAGGCACUACAGCUGCAGCAGCAUUGGGUCUGCACCGGGACCGGAGUGUGGGCUGAUCGGACUCCCAGGAGCCCUGUUGGAUUGUACCAUCCGCACUGGCCUUCCUAAUCACAAGUGGGAUACUAUUACACGGACACACAGACAGCCCUCGAUGUUCGCUUUACACUGCUAAAUCUAUCUAAGUGGAUCCAGAAAGAACUGUCAUGAAAAGCCAAAUUUGGGUAAAGGAAGAGAAUAUUUUGGACUAUAUGACAGACAGAUUGCUUGCAAUUCUAGUGUGAUCAUUUGUUUAUAUUAAGGUUCACACUUAAGGAAUGGCGAAAUCACGGUCAAGAUCACCUAGUUGGAAACACAGGCAACCAGCUUAUAGAAGUCCUGAAAACCAUAGGCAAAAGCACUUUCAGGAUGAUUAUACUCAAGACAAUGGAUUUAGAAGAAAUUCUAGGAGACCCAUACACUGGGAAGAAGGAAGACACAGGCAGAACAACACAAGGACACCAAAUUAUAAUAGGUUUAAUGAUAAUCUUUAUGAUAAACCUUAUGAGCAGAAUUCCUUCCCUACAAAUGCAAGAAAAUCGCCUGGGGAAAAAUUUGAUCGAGACAAAGGGAUAUACUCUCCAGAGAGGCACAGAGAUAACAAUAAAUCUCCUGUAGAAAAGUUUGAUCGAGAAAAAAAGAUAUACUCCCCAGAGAGGCACAGGCAUAAUAAUAAAUCUCCUGUGCAAAAAACUGAUCGAGAAAAAAGGGUAUACUCCCCAGAGAGGCACAGGAAUGGCAAUGAAAGAUUUGCCCCUCCGAGGUAUCCAGAAGAACCACCUUACAGAGACAGUGAUAAUGGUUAUUAUCACAGAAAUCAAGGACAUAAUGCACAUGAUGAUUCAAGUGAUUUUAGAGUAGGAAGAAGAGAGGAUGACUUUCAUGGACGUUAUCCUAGUGAAAAUGAUUGGGAUUGGCCCAGUGAUCAAGAUCAGUGGAACCAAAAUGAUGAACAUUUGCCACCACCAAGGAGACACUCUCAGGAAUUUGGAGACAGGAGCUCUUUUCAUAAAAGGUUUCCUGAGGAUCAUGAUUUCCGAGAGCCAGCACCACCUUUUAAAAGGCUCAGAGAGAAUGAGAGGUCUGACUUCAGAGAGCCACACAGAAAUUCCAACUGGAAAGCAGAUCAUACAUUUCAUCCUUACCAUGACAAGGAUUGGCCAAAGGACAUGGACCUUGGUGAACCCCGUCCAUUUGUUCACAGGACAAAUACUGGAGAAUUCAAAAAAAUAGAAUAUGACUAUAGUCAUAGAUCCCCUAACUAUGCUGGCAAAGAACUAAAUUCCCAUGAUGACCGUGAUCACAAAUUCAGCCGGCAUGAGGAGAGAAGCCAGAAUCGUAACAGAAACUCUCAUCAUGGUAAACCACUGGACAGUCAUUUCAAAGACGGUGGCAGCAAAAUAACUGAAAGAUUUCCAGAAUCAUCUUCUAAAUACAAUUCAAAAAGCUCUCAGAAUUUUAACCAUGAUUCAUACAAAAAUGGUAUAAAAGGGAGACCUUCAAGCCCCAGAAUAAAUGAUGGAAAAGAGGAUGAUUUAAGGAAGGAUCCACCCUCUCAUAACUGGAAAGAUAAAACUUCUACAACUUCAGACCCAAAGGCACCACCCAAGACCAUCCCUGCAGCGGAAACUAUCAUGGUCAAUUUGGCUUUGAAGAACCCGGGGGAUAAAUAUAGAGAUGGGGUGAGCCCCAGUGACAGACAGAUGUCUCAGGAUUUAGUGGCCACUGGUAAAAAAGAGUCAUUUCACACAGUGUUCAAGCACCUCGAAAGCUCCAAUGAAAUUACACCUAGUAGACCGAAAACUGAAUUUACUCAGGAAAUAAUAACGAUUAUUCAUGAAGUAAAAGCAAACCAUUUUAAAUCUACCGACUUAACACUUCAUGAUCGCUUCUCCAAUUUGAAGGGAAAUGACAGUAUUCAAGAUUCAAACUUAAAUAUUACUGUACCACAGACCAAUCCAGCGAUACAUAGGAGAAUUGAUAUCUCAUUGGAAGACCUUCAGAGCAAAUCUCUUAAUAAAAGAAUAAAUGCUCCCCCGGUAAGCCAGCGAGUGAUUGAAGACCCAAAUGAUUUACGACAUGAUAUAGAGAGGCGGAGGAAAGAGAGACUGCAGAGUGAAGAAAAUGGUGAAACUGAUGUCAGCUUCAGAGAGAGGACACACAAGCAUCAAGCUGGAGAUUUUCAAAAUUCUUCAAAGUUGAGCAGACCUCCUUUCCGAAAACCAACAGGCCGCCCCAUGGUAGGUGGUCCUAACUACAGAGGAAACCCCAAUCAGUACUACAAUUCACAAAACUGCUUUGAAAAUACAGAUGGAAUCAGAAGGCCCUAUAAGGGGCAAUGAAACUGCCACGAGCAAAGUGAUCUAUACCUGUCUAUUUUAGAUGGCGGCUGUGCCAGGCCAGCUUGUGUAGCAUAGAGAUGGAAGCACCCUUGAUAAAAAGAAUUUUAUUUUUCAGUAGUGGAAUGCUGCACAACAUUUUUUACAGUUUUCACAGAUGUUUUUUCUAUGACAGUAUUCGUGGGACGAUGGGUCGUGGAGAGAGCCACCAGAAAGGGGAUCUUAUUUAUUACAUGCAUUUUUCUUAAAGCAUGCUUUUUUCAGAUGCUUUUUUGUUGCAUUUGUUAUUUCUGAAACUUUAUAUGUUAAAUAGGUUUGUGCAUUAAUGUAAUAAAAGUGCCUGAAUUGUU